UAUAAAAGACUAUGAACCACGUGACUUCCAUUUUCUGGAUCGCCAUCGUCUAUUAUUGAAAAUCUGUUUUCUUGAUAAAACCGUUAACGACUAUCACAACGCUAUAAUGCAAACCGUAGUAUAUAUGACCAUGAUAAAAGUGAAACCAAUAUAGGGAAAAGUCAUAUAUCUACUCAUCUAGUGAUAAGAAUGAUGAGAACAAGAAUAAUAGCAACGAAAUCAAAAGCUGGCUCUUUUGAGUGAUGUUAAGGUAACGGCGGCGCCUAACGGUGACAUGGCUGCUUCUAUAUCAAACGAAUCGUACCGGAGAAACAGCUCCACCACCAUCAGCCUCGACACCAGCAUCACAAAAUCCUUUCCGGCGCACUGCUUGUCGUUGACCGUCGGACUCUCCGUUUCCCUUCCGUUUGACCACAGCACGUGCUUCAGCAGCUCCUUCCCCCCUUCGCUGACGAAUCUGUCCGGAACAAACUCCUGGGCCCGCUCGAAUAUCUUCGGGUCCUUGGUCGCGAACGGUUGGAACCCGAAUAGCAUUUCGCCCGCUUUCACCUCGAACCGGGCGUCGUGCGACUCGAUCACUAUGUCGCGUUUGGCUCUCCCGUAUUGCGUCGGCACCGGCGGCUCGAUCCGGAAACACUCGUAAACCACCGAUUUCAUCAGCUCCAUCUUCUCCAUCCCCGCCAUCGUCACUCUCCCGCCGUUCGAUUUCACGACCGUGCGGAUUUCCCGGGCUAAUUGCGUGUGCAGCUUCACGCCGGCGCGUCCGAUCCACUUCAUCAUGUUCGGGAAGAAAAUCUUCAUCCCGCCGAAGGAGUUGAAGCACGUGGCGAAUACGAGGUUGUGGCAGGCCUCCUCCCGAGACACGCCCAGCUUCUCGCCGUGGUCGAGAAUGGCGGUGGAGUUUUGGUAGAAGAAGUCGUAGAGCUUCUGGUAAUCUUUCUUAACCAGAGCAGGGGGUAGCCGGAAAGUAUGGAUGAGGGGUUCUUCUACCUGCUUCGGGAGCCCGAGGCUGAGGACGGGAUGGAGAUUGAACAGUACCCAUUUUCCGAUGAGCUUCGGGGCGUCCAACCCGAGCUUCGUCGCGGCUGGAUCGACCCCGUAGAGUGCACGGGACAAGAAAUUGAAUGCCGCCUGAUCGUUGGCUGCAUUCAAGCCGACCUUUCCGUUAUCCGCGACUUCUUUCUCCAGAGCAUCAAACAUCUCCGAGUAGCUGUUGUGAAACUCCGGCAUGAUCUUAUCGCGGCGGUGGGCGAGGAGGAAGAACAUGAGGUUCUUCAGACUAGCAUGGUUGGGCUCCGAUGGGUCAAUGUAGGAGAGAAUCCGGUAACCGCCGGUGAGUUCAGUCGACGGCAUGUAAGUCCCGGUGAAGACGUCCCUCUUUUCGACGACGGAGACGUCGAAGAGCGUUGGAAAGCUCUUUCCGUCCAGCAGACAGACGACUUUCGGAUCGGAGGAGAUGAAGGGGCCAGGUGGCAUGUUGACCCUGAAGACCGUUGACUGGUACUUCUGAAUUCUUUGCCGGAAAAACUCCUCUCUCCCCUGGUUAUAAAAGUAAUCCAGCCGGUCCUUCAUCGGCCCGACGACAGGGAGGCCAUAAUCUCCGGGUAUUUUCCUAAACGGCAGUUUGGAAGAAGGUGGCUGGCUCUGCGGCGGCAGCGGAACAGACACCGACGGCGGGUUAUCUGAAACAGAGACGCUGACGACAUGGGAUCUGAAACGGCGUUUGGGGGAGGAUUUCUGAAACGGAAGUUGGAAUUGGAGAGAGUGGGAAGCAAGUGAAGAAGCCAUAAGUCUCUGUUUCAGAAAGAGAUAAUAAUAAAUUAGAGAGGAGUAUUUAAUGGCGGGCGUAGACGAUAUCUUCAAAGAAGGCUGGAACAGAGGAUAUUCGUGUGGAGAAGGCUGUUGUUGAGAAUAU
Messenger RNA from Cuscuta europaea, 1915 nucleotides. The record is from the annotation of a GenBank genome assembly. NCBI's taxonomy places the organism in Eukaryota, Viridiplantae, Streptophyta, Magnoliopsida, Solanales, Convolvulaceae.